Molecule: messenger RNA, 1845 nt
Organism: Gigantopelta aegis
Lineage: Eukaryota; Metazoa; Mollusca; Gastropoda; Neomphalida; Peltospiridae
Exons: 2
Coding region: 310-1830 (506 amino acids)
Source: RefSeq, a predicted model, not a curated record
GUUACAUACGGAUGCCUUCAAUAUAUACUGAAUUUGUAAACAAUGCGGGUAAUUAUAGAAUCUGAAUGUUCGCUUUUAUAUUUCGCUCAACAUUGACGCAAAAUCCUACUUUUCAUCGACUCACUUUACAUCUGGGGCAUUGGCAUCGCCGAACGGUGGUGCAAGUAGACUGGUACACUGCUGCUGCAUCUACCAUGCACUAAAACCGGGACCCGCUACUGUCGUCGUAGACUAGUCCACCUGUAGAUUAAAAUCUGAAUCUGAAGUUGUGAUCUCGAGAAUUUGCGUCAGUCUCGAUACCUAUCCAAGAUGGAAGCGCAGUUGUCACUAGCUUUUGCCCGCCGACGUCAGCCGUGGGCGGACGAGGAAACCACCAUCCUUCUGGAUAUCUGGUUAGAAAAGUUUAACGGCCUCAACUCGUAUGACCUCUGGCACCUGUAUCAGUCCAUAGCCACCGAGAUCAGUAAUCGAGGCUUCCGGAAAAACGCUGCGCAGUGUCGCACGCGCAUGAAGACGUUGAAACGCUUGUUCAAACAAAGUAGAGCGUCGCGUAGGAUUGGUGGACUUGAGGGGAAAUUUUACCGGAAAAUCGAACAAGUAAUCAAUUUAAAUAAAAGCAGCGAGUGUUUUUCGUUAAACGUAAUAUAUGACAAUGUGGAGACAGACGGCUUUGAUAUUGUAAAAUCCGAGAUCGUUUCUGACGGCGACAGUGAUCAGUCUUUUCAAAACCACGAUAGUUUCUCAGCUGUUAGAGAUGAAUACCAGAAGCUGGUAUAUCGUGGAUCUACCAGUUCACCGGUUGACGUGUGGGGAUACAGUAGCCAUUGUAACCAACACCUUGAUAGUCAAAUACAGCAGCUGCUUCAGUCUCGCAGUGGCCAAACAGCAGUUAACCAAUCAGAUUUUGUGGAAACAAACCACCACAACCCUAACCCUGACAGUGGUGGAAAUGCAAUGGUUCAUGAACAGCCAACACUGUCUGCUAAAGAAUCGGACCACAAAGUCUUAGGUGCAGAAAUUCUAUCGUCUCUUGAUAAUGGAGUCACGUGCAACCAUAUUAAAGACACCUGCAGUUCGAGCAGUCUGUAUGGCCAAACCGGCCACGAUUGUAACCAGAGGAAAGACACAAAUCAAAUCUUGGUUAUGCAAAACGAUUCACGCGAAACUAAUCCGUCGCCUAACUUAUCGGUUCGUCCAGAACAAGAAAUGAUUGACAGUGUCAGAAGUAAAAUGGUCAUGGCGAAGAGUUGGUCUAAUCCAGUUAACGAAAGCGAUGCAAGGAAACGUCUGGAUUGUGGUGAUCCUCUACAACGUGAGUCGCAUUUUAUUAGUUCUAACAAGAAACCAACAUCUGGACGUUCUGAUUGCCCUUCUGCUCGAGACAACUCGAGUUUGAAUAAUCUACAUCCUUCUCAAUCGCAGUCGUGUGAUUUCCUUAAUGAUCAAAAUCAUGCUGAAAAUAGUCUCAGCUUUUCUUCUGAGGCAAAUCAAAACGAAUCUACAAAUAAUGUGUCGUUUGCUAAGAGUAUGUUGGAUAAUCUGUACAGUUUACAGCGAACUCUUGUCUCCAUUGUCGGUCAGCAGGCUGUGUUGACUGAAAAACUUGCCGACACAGAGAAAGAACGUCUUGCGGUGCGCCUCAAGGAGGCAGAAAUUGAGCUUCUAAAGCAAGAAAACGAAAAGGAGCGAAUGGCAAUGGAAGAAAGACAAAGAAGAGAAGACAGAGACCACCAAUAUAAAGUGAUGCAGCUUGUGAUAGGUGGGCUGGGUCUGACGUCAUCAGGGCGGGAAGUCGCCAAUGGUUCAAACAUAAUAAAUGAAGACAAAUAAAACAAUUACCGAUAA